AGGGGGAGGAGCAGAUCAGGUCCAUGAGAACAGGAAGAGUAGAGUCAGCUGAGACUCCAUUUAGUGUGAAGAGAACAGAGCAGGAGGAGGAAACUGAAGGCUGAGGCAGGGUGAGUGACUGACUUCAGAUCAGAAGAUGAGUGAUUUGGAGGAAGAGGAGGACGGAGCAGAGUCUGUAGUAUCUGGCUGUCAGUCUAUGAAGAGUGACUGGUCCAAAGAUGAUCCUCUGAACUUCAGUGCUGAACCUGGACCCUCAGACACAAAAGAGAAGAGGAGUGAAGUUUCUGAGGAGGAGCUGUCCAGAACCAGAACCAGAACCAGAACCAGAGCUGGACUGCAGACAGCCAGUCAGAGCAGCUCUGAAAAAAAGAUCAGUGGUCAGCAUAAACAUAAACAUAAGAUCAGAGUGAAGGGGACAUAUGAACGUGUGACUGAAGGAGACAAAAAAACAGUAAGUGAAACCCCCCUCAACAGGAUCUUCACUGAGGUCUACAUCACAGAUGAACUGAGUGAAGAAGUUAAUACCCAACAUGAGGUGAGGCAGCUCGAGACAGCUUCCAAGAUGAAGACCCUCCAUGACUCUCCAAUCAAGUGCAGCGACAUCUUUAAAGCCUUACCUGACCAACAGAAACACAUCAGAGUCGUUAUGAUGAUCGGCGUCGCUGGCGUUGGAAAAACCUUCUCAGUGCAGAAGUUCUGUCUGGACUGGGCCGAGGGUUUGGAAAACCAAGAUGUGGAUCUGGUGAUUCCUCUUUCCUUCAGGGAGCUGAACUUGAUCAAAGAUGAGCAGUACAGUCUUCUGGAGCUGCUCCGUGUUUUCCAUCCAACAUUACAGGAGGUCACAGCAGAGCAGCUCGCUGGCUCUAAAGUUCUCUUCAUCUUUGACGGCCUGGAUGAAAGCAGACUUUCACUGGAUUUCAACAAGAGGAAGGUUGUUUCUGAUGUCAGUCAGAAGUCAUCAGUCAACGUGCUGUUGACAAACCUCAUCGAGGGGAAGCUGCUUCCCUCGGCUCUCGUCUGGAUAACUUCCCGACCUGCAGCAGCCAAUCAGAUCCCUCCUGCGUGUGUUGACAGGGUAACAGAAGUACGAGGCUUCACUGACGACCAGAAGGAGGAGUACUUCAGGAAGAGAGUCAGUGAUGAAGAGCUGUCCAGCAGAAUCAUCUCCCACAUCAAGACAUCCAGGAGCCUCCACAUCAUGUGUCUGAUCCCAGUCUUCUGCUGGAUCACUGCUACAGUUCUGGACCACAUGUUGACUACAGACCAGAGAGGAGAGCUGCCCAAGACCCUGACUGACAUGUACUCACACUUCCUGCUGGUUCAGACAAAGAGGAAGAAGCUCAAGUAUGCUGAGGGACAUGAGACGAGUCCACAGGAGCUGACGGAGGCUGACAGGGAAGUUCUUCUGAAGCUGGGGAGGCUGGCGUUUGAACAGCUGGAGAAAGGAAACAUCAUGUUCUACCAAGAAGACCUGGAGCGCUGUGGUCUGGAUGUCACAGAGGCCUCGCUGUACUCAGGAGUUUGUUCAGAGAUCUUCAAAAGAGAGAGUGUGAUCUUCCAGAAAACAGUCUACUGCUUCGUUCAUCUGAGUGUUCAGGAGUUUCUGGCUGCAGUCUACCUGUUCCACUGUUACACCAACAGGAACAUACAGGUACUGGAGGACUUCCUGGGGAAAGACUUCAAGCACAGGGACUCAAACACAGAGUCUUUUCUCGAGAAGAUUUCUAAGCUUUUUGGAAUGAAAGACAAUUACCCAUCUCUGGAUGUCUUCCUGAAGAGAGCCAUGGAGAAAUCCCUUGAGAGUAAAAAUGGCCACCUGGACCUGUUUGUCCGCUUCCUUCAUGGCCUCUCUCUGGAGUCCAACCAGAGACUCUUAGGAGGCCUGCUGGGUCAGACAGACAACAGUCCAGAAAUCAUCCAGAGAGCCAUCAACAACCUGAAGGAGAUCAACAGUGAUGGGAUCUCUCCUGACAGAAGCAUCAACAUCUUCCACUGUCUGACGGAGAUGAACGACCACUCAGUCCAUCAGGAGAUCCAAGAGUUCCUGAAGUCAAAAAAGAGAUCAGAGAAGAAACUCUCUGUGAUCCACUGCUCAGCUCUGGCCUACAUGCUGCAGAUGUCAGAGGAGGUUCUGGAUGAGUUGGACCUGAGUCAGUACAACACAUCAGAUGAGGGAAAACUGAGACUGGUUCCAGCUGUGAGGAACUGCAGAAAGGCUCGAUUGUGGAGCUGCGGUUUGUCAGAGAUCAGCUGUUCUUCUCUGGCCUCAGCUCUGAAGUCCAACCCCUCCCAUCUGAGAGAGCUGGACCUGGGGGGCAACAACCUGAAGGAUUCAGCAGUGAAGCAGCUGUGUGCUGGAUUGGAGAGUCCAAACUGUAGACUGGAGACUCUGAGAUUGAGGGGCUGCGGUUUGUCAAAGAUCAGCUGUGCUGCUCUGGCCUCAGCUCUGAAGUUCAACCCCUCCCAUCUGAUGGAGCUGGACCUGGGUCUCAACCAGCUGAAGGAUUCAGGAGUGAAGCUGCUGUGUGGUUUUCUGGAAAGUCCAAACUGUAGACUGGAGACUCUGAGAUUGUUCAGCUGCGGUUUGUCAGAGAUCAGCUGUGCUGCUCUGGUCUCAGCUCUGAAGUCCAACCCCUCCCAUCUGAAAAAGCUGGACCUGGGCUACAACAACCUGAAGGAGUCAGACGUGAAGCAGCUGUGUGAUCUGAAGGAGAGUCCAGACUGUAGACUGGAGACUCUGAUGGUGGUCUCCGUAAGUGUGAUCAGAAGGAGGAUGUUGGAGGAUCAGCUGAGUCCUGAUGAUCCGAGAGCUUGAAGCAGCAGCAUCACCUCUAACUGGGCCAUGUUACUGGGAGGUAGAGUGGAGAGACUGACUGAGGCUCUGCACGGUUCAUCAUUAGCAAUGACACGUGGUCAUGAAAGAAGUAUGUCGGGUGAGUUGAUUGGCCGACAUUAGCCUCUCCUGGUCAGUGACGGUGGCUCUGUCUCCAUCAGAAUCAGCUGACUCAGCAUACGUCAGACUACAGAGUGGAGCCAAGUGUGUAGAGCAUAU
Molecule: messenger RNA, 3052 nt
Organism: Sander lucioperca (pikeperch)
Lineage: Eukaryota; Metazoa; Chordata; Actinopteri; Perciformes; Percidae
Product: NACHT, LRR and PYD domains-containing protein 12-like
Exons: 8
Coding region: 137-2815 (892 amino acids)
Molecular function (GO): protein binding
Source: RefSeq, a predicted model, not a curated record